CAUUGGUCAGCCGUUUAGUUCAGUUUAGGCGUAGUCAUUGUACGAAUUGGUCAUUCGAAAUGGUCAAAUUUAUAGAAACUCUAAAGGAUAAAAUCACAGCGGAACAUGUGGCCAUAUUCUUUGGCCUGCUGUCCACCUGUCUGAUCGUCGCCCUGGUCACUGUUGUGGUGCACAGCGACAAUCUGCGGAUCGAGCUAGCCGAUGCAAGAGAGAAACUUGAUGUUUUGGAGGAUUACAUACAGAACAAAGACCUGUCUAGUUUAAAAAAUCAGUUUCCAACGCAUUUACGCAGUGAAUUUUAGUUCCUAAAGAGCCUUUAACUAAAUAUGCCCAAUAAAUAAAAAACGUCUCGGCAUACAUGUAUAUUUCAGAUAUUAUUUUAGCUAGUUCAGUUCAGCUACUUUCAACGAUAGCUGACCAAUGAUUAAGUUCUUUAUCGCAAACCUUAUCAUAAUUAACGCGUUUCUUGUUAUCAACCAUGGAUAUUGACCAAAUA
Molecule: messenger RNA, 496 nt
Organism: Drosophila arizonae
Lineage: Eukaryota; Metazoa; Arthropoda; Insecta; Diptera; Drosophilidae
Source: RefSeq, a predicted model, not a curated record